Messenger RNA from Trifolium pratense (red clover), 2690 nucleotides. RefSeq names its product subtilisin-like protease SBT2.3. Gene Ontology annotation, biological process: proteolysis. The record is from RefSeq and is a predicted model, not a curated record. Lineage: Eukaryota; Viridiplantae; Streptophyta; Magnoliopsida; Fabales; Fabaceae. Gene Ontology annotation, molecular function: serine-type endopeptidase activity.
UUUCCUUACACAGUGAAAGAAAUACGUGCUUGGUUUGGUUCCAUAUGUGAUUUGAUAAACUGCUUAAUUUUGAAAUCACUUAUAAAGGCAGAGAAGCUAUCAAAGAGAAGAGAAGUGUCCAAUGUGGUUUUGGAUUUUUCUGUAAGAACUGCAACCACGCACAGUCCACAGUUUCUUGGUCUGCAGCAGGGAGCUUUGGUUUCAAUCGGUGGAUUUGAAACUGCUGGAGAAGGAAUCACUAUUGCAUUUGUUGACACUGGCAUUGAUCCUACACACCCAAGUUUCGCUGAUGAUAAAUCUGAACAUCCAUUCAAAUUUCCUGCUCGUUUUUCUGGCACCUGUGAGGUUACUCCGGAUUUUCCAUCUGAUUCUUGCAAUAGGAAGCUUGUUGGGGCCCGUCAUUUUGCAGCAUCUGCUAUAACCAGAGGAAUGUUUGAUUCAAAUGAGGACUAUGCUUCUCCCUUCGACGGUGAUGGCCAUGGCACGAACACAGCUUCUAUUGCAGCUGGAAACCAUGGAAUUCCAGUGGUUGUUGCUGGGUAUCAUUUUGGUAAUGCUAGUGGAAUGGCUCCUCGCUCGCAGAUUGCUGUUUACAAGGCACUAUACAUGGGAUUUGGAGGAUUUGCUGCAGAUGUUGUUGCAGCUAUUGAUCAGGCAGCUCAAGAUAGGGUUGAUAUAAUAUGCCUGUCAAUCACUCCUAAUAUGCGUCCUCCCGGUAUUGCAACUUUCUUCAAUCCAAUAGACAUGCCAUUGUUGUCAGCUAUAAAAUCUGGUAUCUUUGUUGUGCAAGCUUAUGGAAAUACUGGACCAUCGUCUAUGAGCAUGUCCUCCUUUAGUCCGUGGAUUUUUACUAUUGGUGCCACCUCUCAUGAUCGACUUUAUACCAACUCGCUAUCUCUUGGAAAUAAUGUGACUAUACUCGGAGUUGGACUUGCACCUAGCACAUCUGAGAAUACAAUGUACAAAUUGAUUCAUGCACAUCAUGCUUUGAACGAUGACACAACAAUUGCUGAUGAUAUGUAUGUUGGUGAGUGUCAAGAUGCAAGUAAGUUCAAUAAAGAUUUGGUCCAAGGAAACCUCCUAAUGUGUAGUUAUACAAUGCGGUUUGUUCUCGGUCUCUCCAGCAUCAACAAGGCCUUAGAAACAGCCAUGAAUCUUAGUGCUGCUGGUGUUGUUUUCCCCAUGAAUCCUUCUGUCAACGGUUUUGAACUUAACCCAAUUCCAAUGAAAAUUCCCGGCAUAAUUAUUCCAUUAGCAACUGAUUCCAAGAUAUUACUAGAAUACUACAAUUCUUUGAUAGAAAAAGACGGUACUUCAAAAAUUGUUAAACUUGGGGCUUUUGCUAGCAUUAAUGGCGGACUAACGGCGAGCUAUAGUAAUGUUGCCCCUAGUGUUAUGUAUUACUCUGCAAGAGGACCAGAUCCAGAAGACAGUCUUCCUCAUGAAGCUGACAUUUUGAAACCCAUUCUGGUAGCUCCUGGAAGUUUAAUAUGGGCUGCUUGGAGUUCUGUUGUCACUGAUUCAGAUGAAUUUCUAGGUGAAAAUUUUGCAAUGAUGUCUGGCACAAGCAUGGCUGCACCUCAUGUUGCUGGUCUUGCUGCACUAAUCAAGCAAAAGUUUCCCAAUUUCAGUCCUGCUGCCAUUGGAUCUUCACUUUCCACCAUGGCAUCUCUGGAUGACAACAGUGGGAAGCCAAUAAUGGCUCAGCGGACAUAUCCCUCCCCGGACCUAAACAAAUCUCCAGCAACUCCCUUUGACAUGGGAAGUGGUUUUGUAAAUGCUACGGCAGCAUUAAACCCAGGAUUGUUUUUUGAUUCAAGUUAUGAUGAUUACAUGUCGUUUCUAUGUGGUAUUAAUGGUUCAGCCUCUGCAGUGGUAGACUACACUGGUCAGAAUUGUUGGAUUCAUAACUCGACUGUAUAUGGCUCUGAUCUAAACUUGCCCUCAAUCACUAUAGCAAGGUUGGACCAAUCUAGAGUAGUGCAGAGAACAGUACAAAACAUUGCUGGAAAUGAAACUUAUAGUGUUGGUUGGAGUUCUCCAUAUGGAGUUUCAGUGAAAGUAUCUCCAACUCGCUUCUCUAUCGCCAAUGGAGAGAGACAAGUCUUAUCUGUGAUCUUCAAUGCAACAGGCAACAGCUCUACUGCCAGCUAUGGAAGGAUUGGAUUGUUUGGUAAUCAAGGUCACAUAGUCAACAUUCCUGUGUCAGUCAUCGUUAAAAUCUCACUAUGAGAUAAUUAGCAUGGUUAGUGCAAAUUAUAAAUAUAAAUUUGUUAAAUACAUCUAAAUGCUACACAACCUGAGGGGAUGGAAAAGCGUGCACGUGUACCGAAUUGAAAUGUUUGAUGCGGAUUCCAUUGCAUUUGCUUACUUGUUUCGGUACAGAUUCAGGCUACAUCCAGCUCAAGUUGUGUUGACAGGGACACUAAACGUCAUAUCAGUGAUAAUUGUUGCCUAAAUGUACCAAGAACAAGAAAUCCAAAAUGCAAGUCAUCUAAUAGUGACACACUUGACAUUUUAUUAUCAGUAACCAGUUCUAGAUGCCUUUAAGGAUUGCUUCUUAGUCAGUCACAUUUCUUAAGCUGAACUUCCUUUGAGUGGUAAGAUGAUUCAAUUGUAUGAUGUAUGAAACUAUAUUUAGCUAUAUCACUGAUUCAAUUGUUAAUUCAAGUAAGCCAUGAACUUCUGAA